Oppiella nova is the source of this 2103-nucleotide messenger RNA. NCBI's taxonomy places the organism in Eukaryota, Metazoa, Arthropoda, Arachnida, Sarcoptiformes, Oppiidae. The record is from the annotation of a GenBank genome assembly.
AUGACCAACCAGUGUAUGGUUUGGUUGAAACCAAUGCUGAUCCCUGUGGACACCAACCGUUAUCAUCAACUGAGAUGUCUGUCCAAUAACUACAAGAGUUUGUCAAUCAAUGAGCAGAAGAUGCGGAUUGAGUUAAACAAACGAAACGCACAGACAGUGGAUGUUUGGGAUCAGAUAACUGCCGACCAAUUGGCGGACUCUAUGAAUGUGUCGAUGAAUGAGUUGAGAGAAACGAUGAGGACUUUGAAGAUCCAGUACUUGAACGACAACAGAGAGAUCUCGCGGAUCGUUAAGUUCUUCGGCAAAAAACCCAUUUUCAUACAAAACCCUUACCAUCAGAAAAAAGUUGACUUUGAUUUCGAUCAACAAAUGAAGACUGUGUUGAGGACAGGGAGGGAACGGGUGAGUCGGGUGCCUAUCGUGACAAUCAUGGGUCAUGUCGAUCACGGGAAGACCACACUUCUGGACACUUUGCGCAACAGUGAGCUCGUGAAGCAGGAGUUUGGAGGCAUCACUCAACACAUCGGCGCGUUUGUCGUGUCUUUGGAUCAGCAAAAUAAGCCCAAAACCAAAGAGUUGGUGACAUUUCUGGACACUCCGGGACACAAGGCAUUCAGCGCUAUGAGAGAACGCGGCGCUAAUAUCACAGAUAUUGUGGUGUUAGUCGUGGCCACCGAUGACGGUGUGAUGGAGCAGACGAUUGAGUCGAUAUCGUUCGCCAACACAUCCAAUGUUCCCAUUAUUGUUGCCAUCAAUAAAGUGGACAAAAGUGUGAAUUUGAACACAGAUUUGCAACUUUUGAAGACAGGAUUGAGAGCUCAGGGAAUAGUCUUAGAAGAAGACGGCGGAGACAUUCAGUCCAUAAGAAUGAGUGCUUUAAAGGGCAUCGGAGUCGAGGAGUUGAAGGAAGCGAUCCUAGCGUUGGCCGAAACGCUUGAACUCAAAGCUUAUACCGACGGAAGUGUUGAGGCAGUGGUCCUCGAGUCAAGUGUGGACCCGAAGAAGGGAAAGACUGCUUCGGUUUUAGUCAAAAACGGAACUCUCAAAAAGGGUGACCUUAUAAUCGCCGGUCAGAACUCGUGGGCAAAAGUGAGGGCAAUGUUUGACGAGUGGGGAAAUGUGGUGCAGAAGUGUGGACCGGGAUAUCCCGUGCAAGUGAUUGGUUGGCGAGAAGAGAGUUUGCCGGACGCGGGCGACAAUGUCUGGCAAUUGGAGUCCGAGAAACAGGUGAAAGAGAUCAUGGGUUCAGUGAAAGCGAGGGAAAGACGGGUUAAGGCGGAAAUGGAUGCAAACGCAGCGCAGAAGAAACUCGAGGAACACCUGAAGACAUACAAAGAAGAGUUGAUUGCAUUGAGAUCUGCGGGCAUUAGGAGGAAGCGGAAGAAGGCCAGCGGUCCGCGAGAAAAGAUGUUGAGCCCCGAAGAGGAGAACGUACUCAAUGUGGUGGUCAAGUGCGACGUCACCGGUAGUCUUGAGGUGUUGCUCAACCUCUUCGAGUCGUAUCCCAACGACAAAAGUGAGGCUAAACUCCGUUUAUUACAUUAUGGUGUCGGAGCCAUCACUGAGAAUGAGGUGGAAUUGGGCGCCUGUUUCGCGCGGACUGUCAUCUACUCCUUCAACGUGAAUGUCGUCAGCCCUCAGGUCAACAAAUUGGCCAAAGAUCUGGACGUUUGUAUCAAACGGUUUAAUGUGAUCUACCAUUUGGUGGACGACUUGAAAAAGGAAAUCAGCGAUCGAUUGCCGCUAAUCGACGAGGAAGUGGUGUUCGGCGAAGCGAUGGUUCAGCAAGAGUUCAUUGUCAACGACAGGAACAAGAAGAUACCGGUGGCCGGCGUUCGCUGCGUCAAAGGGGUCCUCAAGAAGUCCAACUGUCUGUACCGAGUAGUGCGAGGGGGACAGGAGGUGAGCAAUGGGCUGACAGUGUCGUCAAUGAGACACAUCAAGGAUGAGGUGGAGUCCGUCAAAAAGGACGUCGAGUGCGGCCUCCGGUUCGACGGAGUGAUCGGUUUAGAGGGAUUGCGGUUCCAGUCGAGCGAUGCCUUAGUUUGCUAUGAGUUGAGGAAAAUGAAGCAAAAGACUCCGUGGUCUCCGAAAGGAUUCUAA